AUGACAUCUCGUAUGACUUUGCACAUAGACCAUAGCCAAGGGCAAUUACUUCGCUCUAAAAUCUUUGGUCAUGAUGGUGUUAUUAUCCCAUUCAGGGAAGGAUACAUUGCGAAGAAAUGCAAAUUAAUUCGUGAGUUGAAAUUUUAUAAAACAUAUGUAGGCAGUUUGCAUAAUAUCUUAGAGCCCGAACUCAUCCCUUCUGUUGAAGGCAUUGUUGACGACAACAACGUUCACUUAUCUAGUUCAGAUGACGAAGUUGAUCUUGAAGUCAAGCGCGACAUUGAAAUCAAUCACAAAUCAGAACCAUACCUUAUGAUGCAUGACAUUGCAGAUGGUUAUUCACGCCCAGCUGUUCUAGACGUGAAACUUGGAACUAGAACUUGGGCGUUAGGUGCCUCUAAAAUAAAGCGUGAGCGUAUGAAGAAGAAAUGCUCAUGCCCUACAUCAUCGGAGCUUUGUGUACGUGUCCGUGCCGCUAUGUGGUACUCUCGUACACCAGAUAAGUGGCCUGUUGAAGAGAACAUCAACUGUGUUAAACGCGAAUGGGGUAAUUCAUGCUCUAAGUCGGAGUUUCUCGACUUCUUGAAAGAUUUCUUCCACUACCCAAACCAAAUUCCUAUUUUUGUUGAAAAACUCAAUAAGUUGAAGACAUCUAUGGCUAAAAUGCGCGAACAGUUUGGUGCUCGCAUGUACUCUAGCUCGAUUGUCUUCGCGUAUGAUGAAGAUGAUCCAUCCAAAUUUGAUUGUCGUUUACUUGACUUUGCGAAGACUUAUUUAGACAUCGACAAAGCGGCUAAAGAGUCAAAUGAAAGUGUUGAUGAGUGUGAAGACUCUGUUCUUCCAGCAUUGAACAGUAUAACUAGUAUGAUCGAAUCUCUUGUUUAA
This is a messenger RNA of Trichomonas vaginalis G3, 885 nucleotides long. RefSeq names its product inositol phosphate biosynthetic process. The record is from RefSeq and is a predicted model, not a curated record. Gene Ontology annotation, cellular component: cytoplasm; nucleus. Lineage: Eukaryota; Parabasalia; Trichomonadida; Trichomonadidae. The transcript has a single exon. Gene Ontology annotation, biological process: inositol phosphate biosynthetic process; phosphatidylinositol phosphate biosynthetic process. Gene Ontology annotation, molecular function: inositol hexakisphosphate kinase activity. Bases 1 to 885 code for a protein of 294 amino acids.